Molecule: messenger RNA, 1957 nt
Organism: Symsagittifera roscoffensis
Lineage: Eukaryota; Metazoa; Xenacoelomorpha; Acoela; Convolutidae
Product: KICSTOR complex protein kaptin-like
Exons: 6
Coding region: 73-1497 (474 amino acids)
Biological process (GO): cellular response to amino acid starvation; actin filament organization; negative regulation of TORC1 signaling
Cellular component (GO): KICSTOR complex; lamellipodium; actin cytoskeleton
Molecular function (GO): actin filament binding
Source: RefSeq, a predicted model, not a curated record
UGAUGAACUGCACCAGUGAACAAGUUUCAUUUUGUGUCGUAUGACAAGCUCUACCUCAAGAAUUAUUUAGUUAUGGAAGUUCACCCCAAAAGCUGGCUCUGGGAAGGCUUCUCUGUAAAACUCGAUGGGAUUACCAAUGUCUACGGAAGUACUAAGCUUUUUAACUGCAAUCGUAAAGCAGAAGAAGUCUUAGUUGCAGCAACAGACUCCAAUGAAAAAGCUCUCGAAAAUUGCUUUCGAAUUGUUCGUUUUGAUAGGGCAGAUAAUCUUCGUGGAACUGCUCCCACUGUAGAACUUCCAGGUCUAACCGAGUUCCAGAGUUCUUUCACCGUCCUCGCUGUCCACUCUAUUCCUAAGAAAGAUGUGAAUCUAAUAUGUGUCAUAUUCAUCAACCAGGUUGAGGAGGACCCUGAAAAUGAGAGUUUAGACCAGAAGUGCUGCAUAAAUAUUUACUCCGCUCCGAGUGUGGACGAUGCCGCCUCGACACCUGUAGAUUAUGUUGAACAAGUAGUGACUUUCAACCCAACCAACGUAACCGAUGCCUUUUUAGGCACUCCCGAGGACGAUCAAAAUGUGUUUCUAAUUCCGUGCGAAAAUUCAGACGUUCACAUUUUCCGAAAUUGCUCAACAGAUCAGCUCUUCAAGUUUAGCGAGCUUUCGCACGACGAGUCUCAGAAGUUAUUCCCAGAAUUCCAAUUUGACCGCCGUUUUUUGGAACAAGUUGAUCAGCCGCUACCACUUAUUAUGUGGCUGGAUGUGAUGUACGUACCCUUUGCUGAGCAUAAAAGGCUGUCUGCCAUUGCAUGGGAGAAUGGAAAUAUUCAGCUAGCCCUUACGAGUAUAACCACUUCCCAAGAAAACACAACUGAAUCACCACCUAUUGCAGUGGAGCUCUUGUUUGCGAAAGUUAUUUGCUUCGACGGUCCUGUUACUCAGUUACGAUUCUUCACCAGCAAAGCAGUAGAUCUAGGCAAUACCGAGAUCAACUUGGUUGUCUGUACUGCAUUAGAGUUUGUGUACGUGUAUCACGACGUGGUUAACAGCAGCUUUUCGAAAGUGGUGCCCUUUGAUGACUCAAGUAUCGAGGCCGACUGUGUUCUGUGCUGUGCAGUAUAUGACAUAGACAUGGACUGUCAAAAUGAGAUAGUCAUCGGAACAUUCUAUCAACAGAUUGCAGCAUUCAAAUUUUCGCCCGUUAAGAAUAUCUAUGAGCUGAUGUGGGAGCGCAAGUAUCCUGGGCCAGUUAGAGCCUUAGAGGUCGUUGACCUCUCAAAUGACGGUGUGCACGACCUGAUAGUAGUAACUAACAAUUCAGUUCACAUCAUGCAACACAACAUAGCCUAUAUUGCCCAGAUAUGCAAGCAGAAUUUACUCGCUUUCGUGAAGAGAUUAGAAACUGGCGGAGAAACAACUCCUCCUCCCGUGGGAGGAUUGAACAAAGGAGAAGAUGAUAGUCUGAAUGCGACGGCAUAUCUACACAAGGAGGCUUCAAAUUGAUAUUUUAAUUUUGUUUUAUACUGGUUCUAAUUCGCAAUCUUUACUAGACACCCCCACUUACAUUUUUUAUCCUAAUGGUCAAAUCUGACCAGUGUAAUUGGUGUCUAUAAAGGAUGACCGAUGUGGAAUAUUUAUAUGCAGUUGACUUUGCGAAACCUCUCAAAAUAAAGGCCAAUAAGUGGGUUGAAAUUUGGAGUGAAUUGAUCCAGUAUGGAUGAAUAAUUUAGGGUUAUCGAGAGAUUUAUCGCUUUUACGCUUAGUUAUUUAUGUAUGCAGAUUUGAAAUGAUAAACUUGAAUUGAUAGAAAGAAAGUUAGAAGUGGUUUUCCAUUCCAACCAUUACCCAAUAUGGUAAAAUUUGUGGUUUGAUAUAUAUUUAUAUAUGGUACCCACGAGAGGUCUAAAUGGUCUGAUGAGCUAGUUGCCAACUACUAAUUUAGAGUAUCUGUUUUUCUUUGUAA